This is a messenger RNA of Juglans microcarpa x Juglans regia, 642 nucleotides long. RefSeq lists its product as uncharacterized. The transcript is spliced from 2 exons. NCBI's taxonomy places the organism in Eukaryota, Viridiplantae, Streptophyta, Magnoliopsida, Fagales, Juglandaceae. The coding region runs from base 1 to 642 and encodes 213 amino acids. The record is from RefSeq and is a predicted model, not a curated record.
AUGGCUACUCGACGUCGUGUUCGAAAUCUUGGGGGCUUGAAUGUAGGAAAUGAAGAGGAUGGAUGCACCAUAGAGCAGUUCAAUCAGAUGCACCCUCCCACUUUUGAUGGUUGUGGUGACCCGACCUUAGCUGAGGAUUGGAUCCAGGACAUUGAGGAGGUACUCUGUGUCUUGAAUUGUACUUACAAACAAAAAGUAUUGUACUCCGCCUUCAAGCUGACCGGUGAGGCUAAACGAUGGUGGAUAUUAGAGAGAACCAUCAGGGAAGCUGAUGGGAGGGGAGUGAUCAGGGAUGCUGGGGCCAAGGACUUUGCCAACUUAGUACAGGGUACUAUGAUGGUGCACCAAUAUGCGGCUAGAUAUGUUGAACUAUCACGCUUUGCCUCAUAUCUGAUACCUGAUGAGGAGAAGAAGACCCGAAAAUUUGAGGAGGGACUAAAUAACCAGAUUUAUGAGCGAGUGGUGGUCCUUCAGAUCCAAAACUUCUCAAAAUUAGUAGAUAAGGCCACAAUAGUCGAGCAAAGCUUCAAGAAAAGCGUUGAACUCCAGGAGCAAAGGAAGGGGUCGACGCCAUUGGGGUUUCCCUUGAGCGAGAAUCAAGGACCAUGGAAGAGGAUGAAGUUAGUGAACAACCCAGGCUAG